Molecule: messenger RNA, 1620 nt
Organism: Brassica napus (rape)
Lineage: Eukaryota; Viridiplantae; Streptophyta; Magnoliopsida; Brassicales; Brassicaceae
Exons: 7
Coding region: 875-1459 (194 amino acids)
Source: RefSeq, a predicted model, not a curated record
CAGUACCAUAAGUCAUAAUUAUCAAACAAGUAUUAAAAGUUAGAAUACGAGCCUCAUAUAGGUUGUCCACAUAGGACUGAAAAAUCAACCAAUAUUAUGUUUUGCCACGUAAGCUACGGCCUAUAUUCAAUCUUUUGCGUAUUGUGAUUUGUUGUUUGUGGACUUGAGUUCUCUAUGCUUGGCUUUCUCUAAUUUUGGUGUUUAUGUUGGGCUUUAUCUGAUUCUGGCCCAUUGCAACCACUCUCCUUCUUACAGGCCGUAUCCUGAAACCUUAAUAUCAUCCUCUUCAUCGUGGUAACAGGAGAUCAAGUAACGGAAUCACGAUUUAUGUUCAAUUCAUAAACACAACAUUUAAUCUCAGUAAAUUUUCUCCCCACUACUCCUCAAUUCACCAGAACCUUCGAUCUCUUCGGAUUCUUCAGGAUUUGGAUCCUAUAAAUAGGCGUUCAAGGCUUCAUGGUUAUCACAGAAUCUUUGAUUUUUUCUACUCAUAACUCCAACACAUACCGGCGUGAACAAUGGCUGCUCCCCAGAUCUCCCUUUCCGAGUUGAGGCCAGGACGUUGUGCUAGGAGUAACACGCCUCCGUCCCAAAUUGGAGGUCGUCUCUUUCUUAAUGCAACUUCUGGGUCACACUUCUACUUUGACGAUGAGGUGAUAGCAAGUCAAACUUUAUUCGAUGAGUUUUGUGCGACAAACGUAAGUGACUCCACCAGUGGUACCGAAUACGGUGGAGUCCAGAAGCUGGAGACAGUUUCAUUAGCGGAGUUGAACGCCUACGUUCUAACCUCACCCCACAAGACAGUGUCUCCUCCUUCACAUGCACUAUAUGUUUUAACGCAAGUGCUGUUGGAGUUGUGAGAUAACGUGUUGAGAUGAUGGUGGCAAAUGGAGAAGAAUCGGCUGUCUUUGUUGCCUUCGACACAGCUAUCACUAAGCUCACCAAUGCCAGGGCCACAGAGGUUUCCAACCCUAUUGGUUAUGGUGAGCAAGACCCAGCAGAAUAUAACCUCCCUUACUUCCUCCAAGACAUUGUUCGGAAGAGCUACAUUUCAUCUCAAGCUUACAGAGUUAACUUUUCUUUCCUCCAUGAGUUAUUUACUGUCGCCCGAAUCUUUGACCCCAAUCAGAGAAACCCAGGGCCCUCCUUUGCACUGCAUGGUGAGGGCAACAAUCAUGGUGACAAUAUCUCUGGAGAAAAUUGUGCUUCUUGCAAGUACCAUGUCGGUGACUCCUUCUCAAAGGACACUCAUCUUCCUGAAGCUAAUGACCAGACCAUUGGACCUGCAAGUGCUGUGCAAGAAGCGUCAAACACCUACCAGGUGGAGUCCAAUAGUGAGAAUGUUGAUGAUCCACAGAGACCACCGCAAAGCUUAGCUUUCACCAUGGAGCGGAAUAGAGGAACAAAUGUUUCUCCCAUGCAUAUCGUCAAGGCACUCACGUUAUGUUUUUCCAAAUAAUAGCACUAAGUCCACCAUGAAAUUAAACAUUUCUCUUCGUUUUGGUUCUGUAUCGUAGUAACAUUUUGCGUUUAUGAUAUAGAACAUACUUCCAAUUUUCAGUAACUUUAAAUAAUGUCCACUCUAAGAUUUUAUUAAAAAUUUAUAGUCAUUAUAUCAAA